AUCAAAUUCUCUCAAUGUGUAAGCCUAAAUAUAGUCAUGUGUGAUCUUGUUUGAUUUGUCUUAAUAUAUAGAUUAUUAAUAUAUAAUUUCUAUAAUUUUUUAAUAUACAAAUUACAAGAUAAAAUGGAUUAAAGAAGUGCAUUGAAUGGAAAUUCUUGUUUAUUUUUUUACCUUUGAGGGAAACCACCCGGGGAAGAUGGCCUCGCCUACACCGGCAACUGCAAGUUCUAGCUCCCCGGCGGCGGACUCUCAUCGCGAGCUUCUCAAAUUGGUGAAGAGUCACGAGGUUGCGAUAGCGGAGCUCAAUAAUAUCUCUGCUUCACGAGCUGUGUACAAACGAAAUGGGAACCUAUUUUUUCGUACAAGUGCUCAGAAGGCAACUUCAUAUGAGCAAAAGCAAUUGGAGAUGGCCAAAGCUAAGCUACAGAAGUUAACUUCGUCUUGAUAUUACCAAGGCUUCUUUCCCAUUUGAUUGUAACCAAUUGUACUGUUCAUCACAUGAGCAAAAAGUUCCCUAAUGACUACUUCUGAAAUGUCUUGAACUGAAACACUGUUUUCUUGGUCAUAUAAUGUGGAGUGACAUGUAAACCCAAAGAGAGUACUAUGAUGAUAGCUUUUGCAAUCUUAUC
Cuscuta campestris is the source of this 629-nucleotide messenger RNA. The record is from the annotation of a GenBank genome assembly. NCBI's taxonomy places the organism in Eukaryota, Viridiplantae, Streptophyta, Magnoliopsida, Solanales, Convolvulaceae.